Molecule: messenger RNA, 2333 nt
Organism: Daktulosphaira vitifoliae (grape phylloxera)
Lineage: Eukaryota; Metazoa; Arthropoda; Insecta; Hemiptera; Phylloxeridae
Gene: Hydr2
Product: abhydrolase domain-containing protein 2
Exons: 8
Coding region: 494-1822 (442 amino acids)
Biological process (GO): sperm capacitation; medium-chain fatty acid catabolic process; acylglycerol catabolic process
Cellular component (GO): sperm flagellum; sperm plasma membrane
Molecular function (GO): acetylesterase activity; monoacylglycerol lipase activity
Source: RefSeq, a predicted model, not a curated record
UAAUUUGCCAUAAACGCUAAAGAUGUCCUAAUACAAUGAUAUAGGUGAAGUGGAUGCUGGGCGUUGUGCUGAAGGUUGACAUAAUAGGAGGGGACUACUGAUAAAAUUGUCGGCGCCCGCUUAUAUCAGACCUUAUGGUGGUUAAUGAAACAUUGUUAUAUUAGUCACCUAAUAUCAAAUUGGCACGUUAUUCGACAAUCUUGAGUUCAUCGGCGGAGUGGCCUAGAAACUGAGUUGUGAAUAAACUGAUAAUGUAUUUUCAUGAUAUAGCGAUAACAUUCUUCUGAUACAUAAUUAAAAAAAAUCUCUUUUAAAGCUACUGUUUAAUUUAAGUUUGUCUACGCCUAUAUCGCCAGUAUUUAUUUGUACGUCUACAUAAUUUAAGUAAUGAUUGACUACAAAUGUGUGGUGCCAUAUCUUAAAAACGUCCAAAUUUGAGUUCGUAAAUUAUAUUUGUUUUAUAAAGACACAAAUAAAGAUGUUCUGAUAUUUUAUGUUAUGUAUAUAUCAUCAUUCAUUAUCCAAUAACACAAGAAAACGGCUUAAAAGCAAUUUACUUCUACUUCGUUAUUACUGUAAUUCUAUUACUGAUAAACAAAAUCAAAAUAUGUCUGUUGCUGUUCUAACUGCUGUUGCAGUUGUUUUAAUACUUAUAUUUCGCAUGUUAAAUGCUUCCAGUCAACCUCAAAAACCAGUGUUUCAUUGUAAAGAUAAGUUAUUUUUAAAUAAACUUCUGAAGUGGGCGCCACAUCUUGAUGAACCAUAUGUACCUACUAGAUUAUGGGGAUUUAGUGGACAUGUCCAAACAAUCUUAUAUAGUGUGUUUGGAAGAGUCAGAUGUCCUUGUCCUAAGGGUGAUAGAAGAUUUAUAUUAUUAGAUGAUGGAACUACCCUUACAUAUGAUUUAUUUAAACCAACUAUCUGUGAUCCAAAUCUAGAUGAUAUGACUGUAGUUAUAGUGCCAGGAAUUUGUAAUUCUUCAGAAAGUGAUUAUAUUAGAACUUUUGUAAAUUAUACUCAAGAUCAAGGUUAUCGAUGCGCUGUGCUUAAUCAUGUUGGUGCUCUACAUAAUGUACCAGUGACAUCUUCUAGAAUAUUUACUUAUGGACAUACUGAAGAUUUACAUGUUAUGUUGUGUAAUUUAUCUGAACUUUAUCCUAAAACAAAAAUAAUUAUUAUUGGAUAUAGUAUGGGAGGAAAUUUAGUCACUAAAUAUCUUGGAGAAACUUAUACAAAAAGACCAGAUUGUAUAGUAGCUGGAGUUUCAAUAUGUCAACCUUAUGAUGCAUUGAAAGCUACUGGAGUUCUUCUACAUUGGCAAAACUUCAGAAGACUUUACUUGUAUGCCUUAACAGAAGCUACAAAAGCCUUAAUUUUAAAACAUAGGCAUAAACUUUUGUCAGAUGAUAUAAAAGAACGAUUUUCCUUAAAUGAAAAGGAUAUUAUUUCAGCAGCUACUCUUCCUGAACUGGAUGAUGCUUAUACAAGAAAAGUAAAUAAUUUCAAAAACCUUCAUGAAUUUUAUGAAUGGUCUAGUUGUAUGUACUAUAUAAAUAAUGUUACCACUCCAAUGGUAUUCAUCAACACUAAAGAUGAUCCUUUAGUACCAGAAGAUUUAUUAAUUCCAGUUCAAAAUUAUGCAAAAUCUAAAGAUAAUUUUUUGUACAUGGAGUUAGCUCAUGGAGGACAUCUUGGAUUCUUUGAAGGAGGGUUUCUGUAUCCUAACCCUAUAGCAUGGUUAGACAGAACUCUGGUUUCCAUUAUCCCAGCUCUUAAAGAAUAUCACACUGAUGACUUGAAAAAGGCUUCAACUAUUUAUUAAUAAUUUAUUUUUUCUUAUAAAAAAAUACCAUUAAAGAGACACAAAACACUAAUUGUCUGAUAAUACAUUCUUCACUUUAGUAAAAUAGUUCUUUCACUACUUUAAGAAUCUUUAGAUCAUUUUGUUUUGAAAGUUCAUUUUCAAACAAUUUCUAUAAUGAUUUAAUUAUAUUAUUUAUUUAAGUAUAAUUUCUUUUAAAUCAAUGUAUAAAUUUGACUAGAGCUACUUUGAAAAAGUAUGAAUUUUAUAAUAUCAGUUCCUUUGUUAUGUUAAAAUUAAGUACCAGAUUAAAUUCACUUUAUUUUUGAUACAUUCAUAUUAUGUUUUUACGGUAUCAUUACUUUUAUUUUAAUGGAGAACAUAUAACAUCCUAACAUUUAAUAUUCAUAUAUUAUACUUUAUUUUUGAGAAUUUCAAAAAUAAUUAUUAUUUUGUUUAAUAUUAAUAUAAAAGCAUUAAAAAUUUUUACCUAAUUAAGUCAAUUUUAUUGAUUAUAUAAGUAUUUAAACCA